AGGAAGGAAGGAAGGAAGGAAGGAAGGAAGGAAGGAAGGAAGGAUAUACAGCAAGGGCGAAGAGAAUCGAAAGAUUUGCCGUAGCGCGCUCAGCUUCCGGGAUUCGUGGGUGUUUUUACGCGCGCGGCGUGGAUCGAUAGCCGUCUCUCGCGAGCUCGGCUCGGCGUUGACGACGUCCGCGGCGUCAACAGGACGACAACGACGAGUCGGCUCGAAGGACAACCAAUUUUCGUUUGCGCCUGGACACGAAAUACUCGGCUGUAUUUAUAAGAAGAGAAACACGAAAGAGGGGGAAAGAGGAGAAAAAGGUAGAAAGACAAGAUAGGAGAGGACAGGAUAGGAUACAAGAAGAGAGGGCCGAGUUCCGGUGAUAUAUGGGGGACUUCGGCACAACGAGUCUUUUUUCGAGUACCUUGUCCGGGCCAAAAUCGUCCAUCGGUAGUAGCUCGAGCGCGGCUAUAGCCCUGACAACGUCCACCAUGCAGGACGACCUGCUGAUAGAAAAGCAAAAUACGGGAAAGCCGGCGCCCCUCUCGCCGAGCACUGCCCUCGAUAACGUUGGCGGUCCUCAGGAGAAGUCCAAGGACGCGGUUGAGGUCGAGAGUAUCGCUAUAACACCGACGACGCCCUCUUCGACGGAAAAGGAGAUUAUCGCGUGUAGCACGACCUCGGCCCUCCAAGGUUUCAGCGAUUCGGCUAGGGUGCCGAGUCUUUGGGCAGACGACACCACGAGUCUGGCUCUGCCGGUAAACGGCUCGAUCGCUGCUUUUCAAAAUUUUCCUACCGGAGGACCGGCCGGCCUUUUUGCCGGCACGGCAGCAGCCGCGGCUGUUUCGAGCAGUACACGACGAGCGAUUACGGCCAGUCACAAUUUUCCACAGCAACACGGUAACGCGGCUGGUGCGCCGAGCACCAGGCACGGCCUUCCCGUAUCCACGCCUCAGCAGCAGCAACAACAACAACAACAACAACAACAACAGCAGCAGCAGCAACAGCAGCAACAACAGCAACAACAACAACAACAACACCAACAACAACAACAACAACCACCGCCGACCUCACAUCCAGGCGUAUAUCUACCCAGUAAAAGUUAUGCCGCGUGGUCGGGUGGGCCUCAAGCACCACAACAAUGGGGCGGAGGACCUCAAACGGCCGCUGCCGUCGCAAGUCCAGGUCUUUCUCCUUGGAGCCGCGGUAGAUCCGUUCCAAAUCUACCACCUUUGCACUCCUCUCUUCAUGCUGCCGCUGCUGCCGUGGCUGUCGCUGGCCUCCAAGGAAGGAAACCAAGUCCCACGUUUCCGGGACAUCCUGGACCUGCUGCUCAUCCUUCCUGCAUUAGCCCGGUCAGGCAAUUUCGCAGGAGCACGUCUUAUCCUGGAAAGGGUAAUAUCUAUCCACCUCAGCCGGCGCCAACGUUCGAGGUCACUGCAGCGGAGGAAAGGGACCUGCUGCAGUUACCGCCCUUUCAGCAGGAUCGUAUGACGGCCAAUGGAAAUUCCCCGUUGGACAGUAUGCGGACAUUGGAACAUUAUCUAAGCGACAUCAUGCGAGCCGGCGCUGCUGAUACUCCUGAACAUCUAAAAGGUACGUACGCGAGCCGUCGAUGUCGUUUAAAUCAACGAGAAAAAUCUCAGAUCAUCGGAUUCAUAAACUGCAAUGCCAACACGCUACAGUCGCUCGCGCAGCUACACGGCAAAUCUCCGUUCUUCCCGAGUCUCGAUGAACCAACCGGUACUCUCUUGGAAGAUCCAAACGCACCAAGUCAGCUCGAUGGUGUUGGAGUCGGUGUUGGCGUUGGUGUUGGUGUUGGUGUUGGUGUCGGAGGUGGAAUAACCGCUUCCCAAGCGGCACCGCUUUCUUCACCGAGUCGUAGCAGUCCUCACAGUCAGGGUAGCGAGACCGGAGAACGUUUCUCUAGGAAAGUCUUCGUCGGUGGGCUGCCACCGGAUAUUGACGAAGACGAAAUCACAGCCAGUUUCCGUCGUUUCGGACCCCUAGUCGUCGAUUGGCCGCACAAAGCAGAGAGCAAGUCUUACUUUCCACCAAAAGGUUACGCUUUCCUACUUUUUCAGGACGAGGGCUCGGUACAGCAGUUGAUAGAUGCUUGUAUCCAAGACGAGGACAAGCUCUAUCUCUGCGUGAGCUCUCCGACGAUCAAAGACAAGCCGGUACAAAUAAGACCAUGGCGGCUGAGCGACGCGGACUUCGUCUUGGACGCCUCGAUGCCGCUCGAUCCACGAAAGACGGUAUUCGUUGGUGGCGUACCACGGCCGUUAAAGGCCGCCGAACUCGCUAUGAUCAUGGACCGACUUUACGGAGGUGUUUGCUAUGCUGGCAUCGAUACCGAUCCUGAAUUAAAGUAUCCUAAAGGUGCCGGUAGGGUCGCCUUCAGUAAUCAGCAAAGCUACAUCGCUGCGAUCUCAGCUCGAUUCGUGCAACUCCAGCACGGUGAUAUCGACAAAAGGGUCGAGGUAAAACCGUACGUUUUGGACGAUCAGAUGUGCGACGAGUGUCAAGGUCAGCGUUGCGGUGGUAAAUUCGCACCCUUUUUCUGCGCCAACGUUACGUGCUUACAGUACUACUGCGAGCACUGUUGGGCGACGAUUCACUCUCGACCAGGUCGAGAAUUUCACAAACCUCUGGUGAAGGAAGGUGCGGAUCGGCCUCGAGCCGUACCUUUCCGCUGGUGUUAACCCCCGCUGCGCUGUCCCUAAUUGUCUCGCAGCCCUAGCUAAUUAACUACCACUUCUACGAACACCCACCCACCUAUCCAACCUCCCCACUACCCCCGCCCCUCUUCCUCAACGCAAUCCAAGGAUCCACACUCCCUUUAUUACUUACCUACAGCAACAGCAGUUUCGAUCAUCAACCUACCACCUACAGCAAGAACCACCACCAAAACCACCACCAACACCGUCACCACCACCACUAUUACCACUACCACCACCACUACCACCACCACCACCACCACCGCCACCACUAUCACCGUUACUACAGCUCGAUCGUCACUACUACCACUACUACUCCACUACUACCACUAUUGCUACUAUUACUACUACUACUACUACUACUACUACUAUACUACUACUAUUACUAUUACUAUUACUACUACUACUACUACCACUACUACUACU
Molecule: messenger RNA, 3134 nt
Organism: Vespula pensylvanica (western yellowjacket)
Lineage: Eukaryota; Metazoa; Arthropoda; Insecta; Hymenoptera; Vespidae
Gene: orb2
Product: cytoplasmic polyadenylation element-binding protein 2
Exons: 9
Coding region: 375-2693 (772 amino acids)
Biological process (GO): negative regulation of cytoplasmic translation
Cellular component (GO): neuron projection; cytoplasm; synapse
Molecular function (GO): translation factor activity, RNA binding; mRNA regulatory element binding translation repressor activity; mRNA 3'-UTR binding
Source: RefSeq, a predicted model, not a curated record